This is a messenger RNA of Gadus macrocephalus (Pacific cod), 941 nucleotides long. RefSeq lists its product as uncharacterized. The transcript has 2 exons. NCBI's taxonomy places the organism in Eukaryota, Metazoa, Chordata, Actinopteri, Gadiformes, Gadidae. Bases 72 to 758 code for a protein of 228 amino acids. The record is from RefSeq and is a predicted model, not a curated record.
GACGGCCUGGGUAUCAGCCCCGGGUCUGGGUCUCAGCCCUCAGCCCUCAGCCCUGGGUCUGGGUCUAGGCCAUGGGUCUGGGUCUCAGCCCUGAGCUCUGGGUCUCAGGGUCCCAGUCCUGGGUCUCAGUCCUGGGUCUCAGCCCUGGGUCUCAGUCCUGGGUCUCAGCCCUGGGUCUCAGGGUCCCAGUCCUGGGUCUCAGUCCUGGUUCUCUGCCCUCAGCCCUGGGUCUCAGUCCUGGGUCUCAGCCCUUGGUCUCAGCCCUCAGCCCUUGGUCUCAGCCCUCAGCCCUGGGUCUCAGCCCUCAGCACUGGGUCUCAGCCCUCAGCACUGGGUCUCAGCCCUCAGCACUGGGUCUCAGCCCUGGGUCUCAGCCCUUGGUCUCAGCCCUCAGUCCUGGGUCUCAGUCCUGGGUCUCAGGGUCUCAGCCCUCAGUCCUGGGUCUCAGUCCUGGGUCUCAGCCCUUGGUCUCAGCCCUCAGUCCUGGGUCUCAGUCCUGGGUCUCAGUCCUGGGUCUCAGGGUCUCAGCCCUGGGUCUCAGUCCUGGGUCUCAGUCCUGGGUCUCAGUCCUGGGUCUCAGCCCUCAUCACUGGGUCUCAGUCCUGGGUCUCAGCCCUCAUCACUGGGUCUCAGCCCUCAUCACUGGGUCUCAGUCCUGGGUCUCAGUCCUGGGUCUCAGCCCUCAGUCCUGGGUCUCAGCCCUGGGUCUCAGGAUCUCAGCCCUGGUCUCUGGGCUGGUUAACGGAGUGAAUCUCUGAUAUCCGAAAAAAAACGUGGGAAAACCAAAUAUGUCAUUAAUAUAUUUUCCAUAUCUGCAUAGUCGUGAUUAAUAAUGGUACUAAUGAUCAACGGUUGGCUCAUUAUUGGAAAUGUACGAGUUUGAUUACCUUGAUUCCAUGAUUUUAUAGCAACAAACAGCGAUUGAAUACCGUUUCUCUGGU